CAUGCGAAGUCCUGGAGCACUCUUUGCAUCAAUGGAAUGGCCAGGGCGACGUACCCGAGUUUUUAUGCGAUUACCUGUGAGUGUUCGACCUCUAUCUCGAAAUGUUUAGUCAUCAAAUCAAAAAAUUCCUACUCUGUGUGUCAAUCCGCCCUCAACUCACACACUUCCGAUGCUCAUAUGCAUCGCACCCUAGUGUGCGACUGUUCCUUCCACAUCGUUCUCAAUUCCAUUUCCACGCGGAUGUUCGCUCGUUCCUUACGCGUAUUCACCUACCAGCCAAUUACCCUCAAGCCUUACAUCCAGCCUUCCUUAAUUCAGUUUUUCUGUUAGCGUGCCAUGUCUCUCUGUCAACCACGCGCAGCUCGGUUAUCGCAACUUACGAGCGAAUCUUCCUCCAGCGUACUCGCACCCAACUGGAGCAGUCCCUCGCAUAUGCAGACCGCCUAACACAUUUUCUUUGGGGAUCCGCAUUCCUUGGUUCGUAUUAUACACGUUGUGGGCGAUUCGUCGAGGCGUACAACACGAUAUCUGCAGCUGUUCGCUUUGCGGUGGGAUGUGGCAUAGAUGCAUUCUCGUUCCCUCAUAAUGGCGCGACCUGCCAACCGUUUGACAUGCUUCAAAGUGAUACGAAUUACGAGGUAGCAUUCAUGCACUUACAAUCUGGCAGUGUGCCAACUUCGCGAGAUGGCAAACUUCUGGCUCCAUCAAACUCUCCGGAGGAGCUCCUCAGGAGAAAUCAUCUCUGGGGUGCGAUUUUCCUUACCGACAGGACGCUGGUUGAGGCAUCCGGAAUGCCAUCAUCUGUCCCAAGAGCUGUAAGCGGCAAUACCUGCUACGCAUUUAGGACUUAUCCUGAUUCCUUUGUAGGCAUUGGACAUCAUACAUCAACAUGCUUUCAAUAUGACACUCGAGGAGCUAAUGACUCCAACGAUGCAUGAUUCCCAGCGUCACCCUUCCUUGUCCGGCCAUGUUGCGUUAGACUACGCUGGGAGUAUCCGCCUACGAGUCAAUGGCACCUGUCUCAUG
This is a messenger RNA of Cantharellus anzutake, 1026 nucleotides long. RefSeq lists its product as uncharacterized. The coding region runs from base 102 to 938 and encodes 278 amino acids. The record is from RefSeq and is a predicted model, not a curated record. The transcript has a single exon. NCBI's taxonomy places the organism in Eukaryota, Fungi, Basidiomycota, Agaricomycetes, Cantharellales, Hydnaceae.